CAAAGCUAUAUUACUUGACACGAGCACAUGCACAGAUUGCAGUCUUUCACGUGUGAAGAUAGAUACUUUCAUAGGUUUCAUCUGGAUGUCCACAUUGACACAAUAAUGCUCGUGGGUUCUGCGUAAAAGUUGUGCAGCGGACGCGCGUGACAGUCGGACAAUAGUCUAUGAGGGAAAUAUGAUGCUGAAUGUAUAUCAAAGCCAUUGACUGAAUCAUUCAUCAACAGAGAAGACAGCAUGUUCAGUGUGAUUUUAGUGUUUUUACUCGGAGUGGGACAAGUUCUGUCCAGACAGAAUCCAUGUCCUUCAAACGCCUUCACAGAAAAAGGAGAGUGUUGCAAACAAUGCCAGCCAGGAGAGGGAAUGGAAAAGCCCUGUGGAAAGGAACAGACAGUGUGUGAACCAUGCCUUGACAGCGAGACGUUCUCUGAGAACUUCAGCCACCAAGAGCAAUGCCAGCCAUGCACAUCCUGUUCCGAACGCAUGCGGAUGUUGACACCCUGCACCGACUCCAACGACGCUUACUGCGUCUGCAACUAUGGCUUCUUUUUAAGCAGUGUCACAAGCCGCUGCGAGCCCUGUACAGUGUGUCCUGUGGGUCAGGGGGUGCUUUCGCGCUGUAACUAUGACCGCGACACCAUAUGUGAGGAGUGCAUGGAUGAAACGUUCUCAGAUCAGGAAACAUCUCUUGACCCGUGCAUGCCCUGCACAGUCUGUGAGCAGCCCGAUAUAGAGCUGAAAAGCUGCACUCCUGUCAGCGAUGCUGUCUGCCAAGAUGUAGAUCCCGCUAACAACUCAACCUCUUCCUCUUCUCCUCCUCCAUAUGUUUCAACCUCUCUUUCCUUUCCUGCUUUUUCUCCUUCUUCUCCUCCUCCUUCAUCAGAUGUCUCAUAUGCAGACAAGUCUCCUCCUGAGGGCCCUAUGGAGAAUGUGACCACAGCUGACCCUGGGCUGAGGAAACUCCCCGGUCUCAGUGAUAACCUGAUUCCCAUCUACACCUCCAUACUGGCUGCGGUGCUGCUGGGCCUGGUGGCCUUCAUCAUCUUCAAACGGUGGAACAGUUGUAAGCAGAAUAAACAUGGAGCCAACAACAGAGCGUGCAGUGCAAACCCCAGUCAGACUCCAUCUCCUGAGGGUGAGAAACUUCACAGUGAUAGUGGGAUUUCGGUUGACAGUCAGAGCCUACAGGAGGGGCAGGGUCCUCCACAUACAGUGGUCAAGAUAGAUGGCGGUUCAUCCCUCUCCAUACCCAUACAUACACGAGAAGAGGUGGAGAAGCUGCUAAAUCGUACCUGUGAAGGGGAGGAGUCAGGGGCCAACGAAGAAUCCGAUUGGUGCAACCUGGCAGGGUUGCUAGGAUACAAAGAGGAACACAUUGCUAAUUUCAAGCAGGAGGAGAGGCCUGUUCAGGCCCUGCUGUGUCAUUGGGCGAACCAAGAUUCGGCCAGUAUCGAUACGCUUUGCACGGCCCUAAAGAAGAUCAACAGGGAGGAUAUCGCGCAGAGCAUCACUCUCAAACCUACAGCUACAUCUAGCGUAUGAGAGAGCCGCGAUCAUCCGUCGUUGUGCUUCAAAGCUGUAGGCACUCAAAUACACACCUUAUAUUGUAUCACUGGUGAAGUUGAUGUAUUGCUAUAUCCAAAUCCUAAAACCAGAUGCUGUUUUCACUUAAACCCUUUUGACCAAACUGUGUGCAAAGAUCGCAUCUUUCACGAUAUUUCUUUGCAUGUUUAUUUUGUUAUUUUGAGAACACUUUAUCCACCAAUGGGCUUUAAAAAUGAAUUAGCACACAAGAAGAAAUCAUUUAAACAACACAAAUACACAACAUGCAAGCUUCUUCACACUUUAGCAUACCAUGAUAUACAGUAUUGCUUUUUUUUAAAGAAUAUUGAUUUUAAAAUAAAUAAACUACUCAUAACAUGCUAAUAAUAUAUAACAUGUGGCAGGUUCAGUCAUUUGCUGUGCAAAACCUCAAACCAUAUCCACCAUUUUUUCAAAGUUUGACUCUUACCUUUUCAUGUACACUGUCAGUGUUGUGCUCCUGUGUUUUUAAUACAUGUGUAUUGUUAGUCAAUGCGCAGAACAGUAUGAAGGGGAAGAAAUACUGAAUGCAACACCUCUACGAUAGGAUGCAGCCGUCUUAUUGGCUUACGCAUUGAUUGGUAUGUAGAACCAGCUUGAUGAUACAAUUUAUACCUUAGCAAGAUUUUUGGAGAUUUCAUUCUUUACUGAAAUAGCUGUUUUAAAGCCAUGCACUAUGAUUUGCUACUUGCGUAUGCUAGUCCGUAUUAGAUGGUAUUGGUGGAUGAACAUUCUCAUUCUUAAUGGUCUCCGUUUAUUGGACAAAAACGUGUUUAGCGCAAGAUGAGCCAUGAAUAUUUUUAUUCCGUUUUCCCAGACUGUUGUUGAUGUAUUCAUUUAUGUUUUAAGAUAAUGUGACUGUAACCAGGACAAGAAUCACUUUGAGAGCUUGGAGAUAGCAGAGGAACUAUAAUGAGAAGAUUGUAGGAUUUAAGGGAGAAUGUUAUGUUUGGGUUCACACACUGUCUUCAUAUUUGCUAGUUAGCUUCCCUGUGUGUGUCAUAAUCACAUGAUAACCACAUUGUUAUUGCGACACACACUUCAGCCCUGUCUUCGUUCACACAGACACUGUCUGUGCAACACAUUCUUAUGAAAUGCAUAUAAAUAGCAUGCAGUGUGAAAAGUUGUGCAAUACUUACGCCAAAUUCCAAUUUUGUGUGUAUAUGAUAAACCAGUCCUUCCCGUUCACUUAACCCCUUACCUGGUGCAGCUCUUUUUGAGUGAGGGCAGGGGUGCAAAUUCAAAUAAAUAUAAUAUUUUUUUGGUCUAGAAGACUAAUCUUGGUCUUGUUUUAAAGAAGUCACUUUUUUCUGUUUUUAAACCAUUGUCGCUUGGGUUUGGGGAUAGAUUUGGGAUUUGCUUUAAGAUGUCCUUUAAUAUAUAGGUUUCUCCAUGUUUUUUAUCUAUUUUUAAACCUUGAGUUGUAUUUAAAAAAAAAUGCAGCAUUCUUGUUAAACCAACAUAUAUUUUUUAGGGAUGUCAAAAGAUUAAUCGCGAUUAAUCACAUAAAAAAAUAAAAGUUUGUUUUUGCAUAAUAUAUGUGUGUGCUGUGUGUAUAUGUAUAUAUAAAUACACUCAUACAUGUAUGAAUUUAAGAAGAUUUUUAUUUAGGUAUAUUUUUUAUUUAUAUUUAUAAUAUAAAAUAUUUUAAUAUAUAUAUAUAUAAAUAAACAUGUAAAUGUUUCUUAAAUACAAACAUUAACGUGUGUGUAUUUAUAUAUAUUACACACAUAAAUUAUGCAAAAAACCUUUAUAUUGUAUGCGAUUAAUCCUGAUUAAUCUUUUAACAUCCCUAAUAUUUUUGUGUUACUUUAACUUAACAAAUUAAGUUAAACAAUUUCAACUUCUUUUUAUAUGUUAUGUCAGCUUAUCACAGGUCAAAACUUAAAAUAGCAGGUUGAAUUGACUUGCAAAACCGAGUUACAUUUUUUUUUUACAAUGUGGGGUUAGAAUUGAGAUUUUAUGUUACAAAAAGUGGUUUUAACCUCGAACUCAAGUGACAAUGGUUUAAAAAAGAGAAACAUAUAUAUAUAACAAUACGAAAAGAUGCACCGUAUUUAGUGAACAGGAAGGACUGGCGUAUCAUAUGCGUGCAAAAUGAGAAUUUGGCGUAUGUAUUGCAUGACUUUUCACAAUGCGUGCCAUUAAUAUGCAAAUAAUGAGAAUAUUUUGACAUUCUGGUUUCGUCUUGUGAAAUUCCGGGAACAUUUCUGUAAUCAUAGUCUUUAUUCAUUCGAUUUAAAGUCUAUCGUCGAGUUUAUAGUCAUUUUAAAAGUAAAUGAAUGUAUGUUUUGUUCGUUGUGAAUAGUAGUGUUUAUGUUUUCUGUAUGUGGGCAGGUGACUCUGGACAUUCGGGGUGGAAAUAAUGAGGGUUUGCUGGCCUGGUGGUCUGGCUGAAAGAUGAUAGCAGUAUUUUUUGUGGUUUUUUUACUUUUCUUUAUUAUAGAGGAAAUGUGACACUGGUCACUACCUGUCUAGGGUCAUCACCAUGACAAAGCGCUUGGCCACGCGUUCUGGGACCCAGAUAGAAAAAUGUUUAAGAUUCAACACACUCGCUUGCCAUAUGCUCACGAACACAGACAAAGAUACAACCUACUUCAAAUUAACCAGUGACUUAUCUAAACGUUCAGGGUGAUUUCAAGUUAAGACAUUAUUACAAGCUUCUCACUGUUACAGAAACCCUGGACAUAUCAGAGAAUACUAGAUUGUCAGACCUGGAAGUGUCAGGGAAAUGAAUCAUGUACUUUUUAGAUACUAAAUAUGUGAAUAUGUUUUAGUUUUGCUAUAAAAUAAUUCUUCGGCUAGUUGUUAAGUAAUGGUUGUCUAGAGAAAUGCUCUAAUGCACUAAGUGUCAUAAUGUAAAUCAGUUUCAGAGGUUGGUACCGAUGGAAAUCGAUCCCUCUAAGUUAAUUUUGUUUCAUUUUUUCCAAAACUUUCAAUGAGCAAAAUCCUGCCAAAUACUCAAAUUGCCAGUACUGGAACUAAGAACUGAUAUGAUCCGUUUUGCUAAAUCAACCCUGCUUUUGUGUUUGAUAUAUCUGGGUCAAAUGAAUAAAAACAAGACAUAGUGGUCUCAGUUCAGGGCGUUAUAUCUUCUCAGGGUUUAUGUGGAGGUUUGCCCAUCUGUCAAUAUUGUGUUCCAUGUUGUCAGCAUCAGUGGCCUUAUAAUAGUUGAGCAGAACACAUGUGCGGGAAGCCCUGAAUGAACAUACGGCGUAGAUUUAUUUUAAGAAAGGAGGAAGGGCAGUUUAGGCAGAAGAUAUGAAACACCAUUUAAAUUCUCUAGCUGCAUGAUAGUCAGUAUUCAUCCUUGUGAUAUCUGUUCAGUAUAAAGAGAGAUGCGAGAGGAUCUAUUAAUGUUAUAAUAUAUUUGGUUAUUAAAAUCAGUGUCUGUUGAAUGCUGAGAAAUUAAAGUUUUAAACUUCAUAUAAUCAACAUCUCUACCCACAUAUGUGACCCUGGACCACAAAAGGGUCCAUUUUUUUAUUGAGAUUUAUACAUCAUUUAAAAAUAAAUAAUAAAAAGCUUUCAGAGUCGAUUUAUGGUUUGUUAGGACAUAGGACAAUAUUUGGUCGAGAUGCAACUAUUUGAAAAUCUGGAAUCUGAGGGUGCAAAAAAAUUAAACUUUAAAGUUGUCAAAUUUAGUUAGCAACACAUAUUACUCAUAAUAAAAUAAAAUAAAAUAUCUUUAUGGAACAUGGUCUCUACUUACGUAAUGUCCUAAUGAUUGUUGGCAUUAAAAUUAUAAUUUUGACCCAUACAAUGUACUGCUAACUAUACCUGUGCUUAUGGUCCAGGGUCACAAAUGCAUUUCUGAACAUGUAAACACACUGUCAUUUGUAUCUUAAUCAUUUGUAUCUAAAAUGAAGGCAUUCCCCGUUUCUGGAUGUGAAUUAUUUGUAUUCUUUUUCUUUUAUGUUUUAUUUUUUUCAGAUUAGAGUGUAGCACUUACAAUUACGAUAUGCAUUUUUAUUAUAAAUGCCUGGUGUUAAUAUCAGGCCAGUGUUGUUUUUUGUGUUUGUUUAGUAUGUACAUAAUUUGCUUGUUUCUGUGAUCUAUAGUUUUGCUUUUUGUUUGUUUAUGGUUUAUACGCAGCCUCGAAGGCUUUUGUUAUGGUCAAUAUUUUUAUGGCCAGACUCUACAUCUGCAUCAAGUGAUCUUGAAAAGUGGCUUGUGUCAAUUCUUACCUGCCAUUUUUAACCUCCUAAAGGCUUUAUGCUAUAAAGUCUGUCAUUUGUGCCACUAGCUUCAUUCCAAAACAUAAAGUUACCUGAUAACCUUUUCCCAAACUCCUCAGUUAAGUUGAUGUGUUGUGCUGGUCAAAAUUAUACAAUAGAUCAGCCUAUGAAUUAUUUAAAGUUGUUUUGUUGUUGCUUAAAAUAACCUGAAAACACACUGCACCAUGAUAACAAGACUGAAUCUUACACUUGACAGAAGAGCAAAACGAUGACCGUGAGAAACAAAGGGGAAAUGUAGAGAUGUACGUGGAUUUGUCACGAUUAUCUGGACACAGGUUCAGCAGGAAGUAAAAUUGAGUUGAAUGUUACACGUAUAUACUGUUAUGUACACUGUAUCAUAUAAAUGUGAAUUUACUAGAAUUCAUAAUGCAGUUAGUAUCACAAACAAGAAAUAAUAAACCAAAUAAGAUUGCAAAUGUA
Paramisgurnus dabryanus is the source of this 6239-nucleotide messenger RNA. NCBI's taxonomy places the organism in Eukaryota, Metazoa, Chordata, Actinopteri, Cypriniformes, Cobitidae. The record is from RefSeq and is a predicted model, not a curated record.